GCCCCAACCGCGCCGCAGUCCGCCGUGUGCGCGCAGCGCCUUCCUCAGCCCUGCCAGGGGCGGGGCCAGCCGGGGGAGGGGAGGGACCUGCAGUGACCAAUCGGAGGCGCCCGCGCCGGGUGUCGCGCCCCGCCUGGCUGGGCCGGCAGUUCCUACCGGCCUGGUCCGGCGGCCAGCGGACCGCGGCGGUGGCGGGGGAGCCCGCGGAGAGCUGUUUUUGGAAGGAAGAAAGAUGGAAAGUGGUGCGGUUCUGCUGGAAUCCAAGUCCUCACCAUUUAACCUACUGCAUGAAAUGCAUGAGCUUCGUCUCCUGGGCCACCUGUGUGACGUGACAGUCAGCGUGGAGUAUCAGGGCGUCCGCAAAGACUUCAUGGCCCACAAGGCAGUGCUGGCUGCCACCAGCAAGUUUUUUAAGGAAGUGUUCCUUAAUGAGAAGAGUGUGGAUGGUUCUAGGACUAAUGUCUACUUAAAUGAAGUGCAGGUUGCUGACUUUGCUUCAUUUCUUGAGUUUGUCUACACUGCAAAGGUACAGGUAGAAGAAGAUCGGGUGCAGCGAAUGCUGGAAACGGCUGAAAAGCUGAAAUGUUUGGACCUCUCAGAAACUUGUUUUCAGUUAAAGAAACAGAUGUUAGAGUCAGUACUUUUGGAGUUGCAAAAUUUCUCAGAGUCUCAGGAGGUUGAGGGGAGCAGUGGCUCCCAAGUUAGUGCUGCUCCUGUCCCCAGGGCAAGUGUGGGCACGGAUAGCCCUCACCCCAAUGGCCUCACUGAUUCCUUGGGUGGCCCAGGAGAGCGAGCCAGCAAUGGCAUGUCUUCAGAUUUGCCGAGGAAGUCCAAGGACAAACUAGACAAGAAGAAAGAGGUAGUUAAACCUUCCUACCCUAAAAUCAGGAGAGCUAGUGGAAGGCUGGCUGGAAGGAAGGUCUUUGUGGAGAUCCCUAAAAAGAAAUACACGAGAAGACUCCGAGAGCAGCAGAAAAGUGCUGAGAGUGAUGUGGGGGACUUCAGGUAUCCCCAGGACCAAAGCCCAGACAGGGUGGGCGCAGAGAUGGAGCUGGUGAUCAAAAAUGAGGGUUGCCAAGCGGGUGCUAAGUUGGAGGAAGUGUCGAAGAAAGCAGGGGCAGAGGAGGAGGAAGAGGAAGAGGAGGAAGAGGAAGAGGGGGAGAAGAAAAAGAGCAACUUUAAAUGCAGCAUCUGCGAGAAGGCAUUUCUGUACGAGAAGAGCUUCCUGAAGCACAUCAAGCACCGCCACGGCGUGGCCACUGAGGUGGUGUACCGCUGCGACACCUGCAGCCAGACCUUUGCCAACCGCUGCAACCUGAAGAGCCACCAGCGCCACGUGCACAGCAGCGAGCGCCACUUCCCAUGCGAGCUGUGCGGGAAGAAGUUCAAGCGCAAGAAGGACGUGAAGCGGCACGUGCUGCAGGUGCACGAGGGCGGGGGCGAGCGGCACCGCUGCGGCCAGUGCGGCAAGGGCCUGAGUUCCAAGACAGCCCUGCGGUUGCACGAGCGCACACACACGGGCGACCGGCCCUACGGCUGCACCGAGUGUGGCGCCAGGUUCUCACAGCCGUCUGCACUCAAGACGCACAUGAGAAUUCAUACAGGGGAAAAACCUUUUGUCUGUGAUGAAUGUGGUGCAAGAUUCACUCAGAACCACAUGCUGAUUUAUCAUAAAAGGUGUCACACAGGUGAAAGACCUUUUAUGUGUGAAACAUGUGGCAAGAGUUUUGCUUCUAAGGAGUACUUAAAACACCACAACAGAAUCCAUACUGGAUCCAAACCUUUUAAAUGUGAAGUAUGUUUCAGGACUUUUGCCCAGCGUAAUUCACUCUACCAGCAUAUUAAAGUCCACACAGGGGAGCGUCCCUACUGCUGUGACCAGUGCGGCAAGCAGUUCACGCAGCUCAACGCACUCCAGCGCCACCGUCGCAUCCACACAGGGGAGAGGCCAUUCAUGUGCAAUGCGUGUGGACGAACCUUCACCGACAAGUCCACGCUUCGGCGGCACACCUCAAUACACGAUAAGAAUACUCCAUGGAAGUCUUUCCUUGUCAUUGUAGAUGGCUCGCCCAAGAACGAUGACGGGCACAAGACUGAACAGCCUGACGAAGAGUAUGUGUCGUCCAAACUUUCAGAUAAAUUGCUGUCUUUUGCAGAAAAUGGCCAUUUCCACAACCUGGCUACAGUCCAAGGGACUGUACCUACCAUGCAGGACACUUCUGCAGACACAGCCUCCAAGUCGGACGCCACCAUGGUGCCCCAGGACGCCCUGCUGGCCACCACCAUUGGUGAGCUUAGUGAGCUGACCCCACAGACAGACUCGGUGCCCACACAGCUUCACUCGUUGAGCAACAUGGAGUAAGAGCUUCAAGUUAAGCACCAAGCAGUUCCCAUCCUGUUAGUCUGCGCGUGUGGUAGCUGAACUCAAGGUGAUGUGGGGUGAAGAAAAAUAAUGGUCCAUGUGCAAGGAUGUGGGAAGAACGGCCUCUGCAGAUGUUCCUGAACCUCUAACUUGCACGGCUUUAUCACAGCAUUUUUAAAGCUUUCCCUCAAAAAUCCUGAUCUGCAUGAUCUCAAUUACACUUCACAAACAAAGCAGUGAACAUAACCUCACUUAAUUCUGGCGUAGGGUGUGUUAGUCGUUCUAAAGCUUAUCUUGUUUAGACAACUGCUUGUCUUAAUUGCAGAGUACAGAGCACUGAACCAGCUCCUGAUAUCAUCGUCAACAGUCUUCCUGGCUUCUCACCCCGCCUUAUAGUUCCAUGUGGGUUUACUUAUCUCAUAACUACUUUUAAGGUAUUUUUCUUCCAAGCUGAAAUAAAACUGGGGCCACAUAUUUUCAGCCAUUUUUCCCUGUUAAAUUGAAGCAAAUCGGAUUUUCUGUGGGGACCCUCAGAUACGACUAAAGAAAUGGAUUGUUGCAUUCGUUCCUCCCCAGCCCCCAUUUGUAGGCAGUAAAGAAGGUAUGACAGAUUGAACACCUGCACAACUGCUUAGUGUAAUCUCAGCACAUACGCAGCUAGGGAGUUUGUCAUAAAAUCAACUUAGAGAUGAGAUGAGACCGUUCAGUUUCAGUCUUUAAAAAAUCAGAUUAGGUAAAAGCUGUCCUACCAAAGAAUCUAGCAAAACAGUAGAGUAUUUUUCUGUAGAGACAUGAAAAAUUAAGACGUUUUAGAGCACUUGAAAGUUGUGUAGUCAUGUUAUUUGAAAAAUGAGGUGACUGUGGCAAAUUGUAGAACAGAGCGAGCAUCAAUAUUUUUGCCAGGUUUUUAUGACUUGAUUUCUGUAAUUUCCAGACUUCAUUUCCACACCUAGAGGUGGAAGCAGGCAAGUAACUGACACAUCUGUUUCCUUGGGAGCAUAUGAGAACAUAGCAGAAGGGACCAAAAGUCUCAGCACACUUACCUCCGAUUAUGCCUUAAAGAGUUGAUUGUGACGAACCAGUAACUUUGUCUCAAAUGCUCCUUUGGCUGUUUUAUGCAGGACUUAAUUAUCGCUUUAAAAAAUUCACAAUGA
This is a messenger RNA of Saimiri boliviensis boliviensis (Bolivian squirrel monkey), 3516 nucleotides long. It is a transcript of the gene GZF1, whose product is annotated as GDNF inducible zinc finger protein 1. Gene Ontology annotation, cellular component: nucleoplasm. Gene Ontology annotation, biological process: regulation of transcription by RNA polymerase II. NCBI's taxonomy places the organism in Eukaryota, Metazoa, Chordata, Mammalia, Primates, Cebidae. Gene Ontology annotation, molecular function: DNA-binding transcription repressor activity, RNA polymerase II-specific; protein binding; RNA polymerase II cis-regulatory region sequence-specific DNA binding. The record is from RefSeq and is a predicted model, not a curated record.